Molecule: messenger RNA, 948 nt
Organism: Dibothriocephalus latus
Lineage: Eukaryota; Metazoa; Platyhelminthes; Cestoda; Diphyllobothriidea; Diphyllobothriidae
Source: the annotation of a GenBank genome assembly
AUGGAGGCUGAAAAGACUGCGCGUCAUUUAAAAUUCGUCAGCAAUCUGACUGGAGGUACAAUUUUGGAAUUAACUUGUCUGCUGACUAUACCAUGCGCCCUCGGAUACUCACGUGUUCUCAUCGACCAUCUCUAUCCAAGAGUGACUUCCAAGAUACCGCCCCUCAUACGGGACUUUCUGCUGAUCAUUGCAGUCUUCGUUCUGCCUGUUACAUUACUCUCCGACUACAUCUUUGAGGUGACGGUGAUUGCUUGUACAACCGCAAUCCUUCUUUUUUAUCAUUCACGAAAUGGGAAGUUUCCCCCACCUCUUCCUGAGCCUCUCUACGCUUGGCGGCGAGUCCUUCGCGCCUAUAUCCUACUUUACACCUGCGUUUGCAUCUAUGCGGUGGACUUCCCACUGUUUCCGCGCCGUCUGGCCAAGACAGAGGCCCAUGGUGUCUCGCUGAUGGACGUAGGUGUGGGUCUGAUCUCAGUUUCCUGCGGCAUCGCUAAUGUGCCCUUCGUGUACUUCUGCCGCACUUCUGCCCGCUCUUACGCCUCCAUGUCAUCCGUGCUCAUGUCGACGGUCAUUCUAGUUCUCAUGGGGGCUUCACGCACUGUGGUAGUCAAACUACUGGGUUAUCCGGACCACGUGACAGAGUACGGUGUGCACUGGAAUUUCUUUAUCACCAUGGCUGCUCUGCGUGUAAGCAGCAGCCUGCUCAGCGAAGAAUCACGUCGGACUUCUCUGCUGCUUGCGAACGCCGAGGGUCUUGUCUCCUUGCCGGGCUACUUUGCCCUCUACCUCUGGGGCAUGCUGUUAGGCUUCUUGGUUGAUGUUCAUUUGGCGGAAGGUGUCAGCUCUGUCAAAUACAAGUUUUUGGCUGUGCAGGAGGAAGAAUCAUGGUUAGUUUAUGCCUCUCAACAUCCAGCUACUUUACAUUUUGAAAAAAAUUGCUAUCAUUGA